UCAGAAGUCAGGCAAUCUUUUCAAGCCUUAGCUCCACCUUCCUCCUUUCCUGUUUAAAACAGGAGUGGGAGAGGCCAGUAAUCUGCAGAGUUGAGAGACCUUUCGCCUAAAUAAGAAGCCACUUGGGCUGGACGCUGGCAGCAGCCAAGCUGGAUUGUCUGUUCAUCUUCAAGCCAUCAUGAGUGCUAAGGAGCCCAGGUCACAGAUGAACUCAGAUGAAAAGAAUAAUACAGGUCAAUGAAAACCAACAGAAUAAUUGCAGUACUUCUCAAAUGAAGAUGGACUCAAGAAAUAUUUCAGAGCGUAUACCUAGCACCCAGGCUGAAGGACCCAAAGACCAAACUGUGUCCCAGAACAAGGUAAUUUAUGUUCAUUUUGCUGUAAACGAUAGAACACACAAAAAUAGGCUAUACGAGGUCAGUUCUAAAGAUGGUGAGACCUUGUGUAUGGCACUCAAGAAACUCAAGGCUGUCACAGACGAGAUAAAAACUCAUUCAGGCCGAGAAAUGCUGGUAUGUGGCACAAAAGGGAUUGAAGGAUACUUAAACCUUAGCAUGCCCAUCAGGUGUUUUCCCAAAAGCUGCCAUGUGAAAAUUGACUUUGCUAAAAGUCAAAGUCAGCAGACAGAAGAGAAUCAGGAAGAAGAUCAAGAAGAGAAACAGGAAGAGAAGUGUGUUGUUGGCCAGCAUAACAACGCAUCUACUGACUGUGUCAAAUUUUAUAUUCAUGCAGUUGGGAAGACUAAAAGAAAGAUUGUCAAAUGUGGGAGGCUUCGCAAAGAAGGGACCCGCCUCUGUGUCUAUGCUUUUAAAGGAAAAAGCAUUAAGAGUGCUCUGUGUGAGGAUGGCAGAUUUCUUUCCAUCCUGAAGAAUGAUAAUUGGAAACUCAUUGAAGAACUGAACGUAGUUUUAGAAAGCUCACGAUUGGUUGAUGACUUAGAUGGCAAGUCCUUUCAGGUUGAGUUUGACAGACAAGUGGGCACUGGGGCAGAUGCCACUCGGAAUUCUGAGUCACAGAAAAUAAACCCCCGUGUGUUGAAAGAAACAAUUGCAGACCAGUACCCUAGUUUGAAAAAAGAACGUGAUAAAAUUAGAGAAAGCUUUAAGAAAUCUAUGGAAAGAGGAAAGGGGAAAAAAUUGCAUAAAACAGACUUUGGGAACCUGACGAAAAACUCUACUUUGGUUAGAGUACACAGACUUCUUUGUCAUCGCAGUGAGUCGGUUGGGUACCUCUCAUGGGACAACAGAGGAGAAAAGGGUUCAGCCACUUGCUUUGUCUUUAGAGAGUUGUACAUUUUCACUUGUCUGCAUGUAAUAAAUGAAAUUGUGAGAGAAGAAAUAGACAAAACUAAAUGGAAAGACAUAAUUAGUCAAUAUGUAAGGGUGACAUUUGUUUAUGAAAAGGCUGGAGAAGAAAAACAGAAGUCCUUUUGCAUUGAACCUUGGUUUGAGAUAUUUGAUGCAAAUCUUGAUUAUGUUGUUCUGAAACUGAAGACAAAUGGACAACAGGUACCUGUGGGAUUAUAUAAUGAAAUAGCGCAAAGUGAUCCUGAACCACCUAAGGGGUUGGUGUACAUGAUUGGCCAUCCUGACGGAGAGGCAAAAACUACGGAUGCUUGUGCCGUGAUCUCUCAUGGUCGACAAGAAGAGGAUCAGGAACAACCUCCGGCUGGAGAAGCAGAGGGUCGUGGUUAUGGCAUGCGGUAUAUCCAUAUGCACACUCAGAAAAGUUUCCAGAAGAUAGUUCCCAACCCUGAGGGAGUUACCAGUAACACCCCUUUUUAUGUUGGGUCUUCGGGCUCCCCAGUGUUUGAUUCGGAGGUUUCAUUGGUGGCCAUGCUCACUGCUGGCUUUUCUUAUGAGUACCAGAAGGGGACUUCCAGCAUCAUUGAAUUUGGCUCUACCCUGAAAUCUAUCCUCUCUCAUAUUAAACAAAAUCAUGGAAGGUGGUAUGAAACACUAUCUGUAAAUCCAUAGGAAGUAGAAAUUGUGAGUAUUUAGAAUGGAGAAGAGAGAGAAUUCAGUCUAUUUACCAGCUUUAAAGGUAUUGCCCAUGGAAUUAUUAUUCCAUGGGCAAUGAUGAUAGCUUUCUAAAUUCCAAAAUGGUCAAUCUCAUAAAUAAUUAUAAUAAUUAAUAUUAUGGACCACUUCCUAUGUUCCGAGUAUUUUUCUAAGCACAGGAAGAAACUAGUUUUAACAACUCUAUGAGGUGAGUUAGUAUCCCUGUUUUAAUGUCAAGCAAUGUAAAGAAAGAUAAGAUUAAUAAUCAGUUUUAUGACAAUAAGAUUAAUGUAACCAUCGUUGGGUUUUCUUCCUUAUCUCCCCCAAAUUCAGUUACUUAAGCAUGAUCCAAGACCUGUUCAACUCAUUAUCUACAAUGUCUGGUACAUGGAAAGUAAGUGCUUAGAAAAUGUGUGGGUUCAUCAAUAGCAAAACUUAGAGCUAGACUUAAUCUUAACCAAGUAUCUAAAUGCUCAGUUAGAAAUUAUCUCAAAUAGGAGUUCCCGUCGUGGCGCAGUGGUUAACGAAUCCGACUAGGAACCAUGAGGUUGCAGGUUCGAUCCCUG
Molecule: messenger RNA, 2566 nt
Organism: Phacochoerus africanus (Common warthog)
Lineage: Eukaryota; Metazoa; Chordata; Mammalia; Artiodactyla; Suidae
Gene: FAM111A
Product: FAM111 trypsin like peptidase A
Exons: 3
Coding region: 216-1976 (586 amino acids)
Source: RefSeq, a predicted model, not a curated record